AUGCUCUACGACGUCGCGUGGAUACACCAUUUACCAGGGGACAAUGGACACCAGGCAAAGCCUUCACUCAAGUCAGAGUAUAAAAGGGAGUGCAACUCCCCAUGUUCAACGGAAGUUACUUCACUCAUGGACCGACCACUACAAAUUCGAACCCCGCUCGCGUCUCUCCCUGUGGAAUUAUUCUUGCUCAUCGCCUCUUUCGCCAAUGUUGUCCACCCAUAUGGUAUUACAGUCUUCGAGGUCAUGCGACUCGCGCAAGUGAGCCGGAGAUUCUACAACGUACUCUAUGCUGCACCCACCUUCUGGACUCUUGUCGCCUUUUCCGUUCAAAGCUCCUUCGACGUCGAUCCAUUGUUGAACGGAAUGUCCCGCGCCAUCGAGAACUCUGUCGACCUCCCGCUUCAUCUGUCACUCGAAAUCGAUACGCUACUUGGAGAGACUGGCCUCAGCCAAAUCCUUCGUCAUAUCUUCUUGUCGGGCAGCAGGUGGCAAGAAAUGUUACUGGAAUUCCGCGAGAAUUGGGCCCCAGCUUGGCACGUUCAACGCUGGUUUACCGAACUCUGGAUUCUGACAGAAGCUAGUGGCGGAAUCUCGCCUUUCAUAAACUUGCAGGAAUUGGCCAUAUCCCUGGACAGCACAAUGGCGUGGGGCUCGCAUGGUCAAGUCUACAAUGCCACCUUUUGGUUUCUCCAUCAACUUUUCCCCAACCUCCGAACUCUGCAUUUGCAUGACUUGGAAUUCCAGCUAUUCUAUCGCCUACCUGCCCAGUUGGCAAUUCCAACGUUGGAGGUGUUCCAUUUGACUUCUGCACGUCUUCGCGACGUGCCUUUUCUUAUUGUAAGGGACAUUCUUGCUCACUCUCCCCGAUUGACAGAACUUGUGCUCUACGUCGGCCACAUCGUGACCACUUACAUGGACGUCGUGGCCAUGAGAACAGUUACAAAUACUCAGCCACAUACUUCUCUAAGGCGACUGUUUCUCUCUCAGAGCUUGGAGUUCAUGGCUCAUCAGCUUCGGGCACUCAACUGUCCCUCUCUGUCGUAUCUCGACUUGGAUCAUUAUCCGCAUGCGAGCCCCCAGCUCGGAGGAACUACCGAUCUGGUCGAAGCCAUACUCACAAUGGUGAGCCAGUCUGGGUGCGAAUUGGAAACGUUGAUAUUGGGCUGCCCAGAUCUGUCCAACGAAGACUUUGUCCGCCUGUUUUUGGGCCUCCCUCAUCUAAAGCACAUCGAUAUUUUCCUACGCGACGUUGGAGGAGUCAACGACAACCUUUUUGCGACGCUUUUGCAACGAUCGGCUAAUGACUCUGUCUUGCCACGAUUGGAGCGGUUAAAGGUUACAACACAUAGUCACACUUACACCUUCCCGACUCAAGCUUUUGUCGCCUUCGUUAACGAUCCUCAAAGGUCUGGCAACGGACCGUUCUCCCAUCUCAAAUUGGCGUCCUUGUCUUUUGGAUCUAACAACGUGGCUUAUCAACUGUUUUAG
Coprinopsis cinerea okayama7#130 is the source of this 1488-nucleotide messenger RNA. RefSeq lists its product as hypothetical. The coding region runs from base 1 to 1488 and encodes 495 amino acids. NCBI's taxonomy places the organism in Eukaryota, Fungi, Basidiomycota, Agaricomycetes, Agaricales, Psathyrellaceae. The record is from RefSeq and is a predicted model, not a curated record. The transcript has a single exon.